AUGACAGCGAAUCCAAAUCAAACAGUCAGAUCAGCCAGCCAUUCCAAAGCCAAUCAAGGAUUUCGUAGCAAAAAGAAACAUCAUAAAACAACCAACACCAAUGACGAAUCCAACCAAGCUGGAGGGGUGAUUGAUCACAUCCAGGACUCUGAUGACGAAAACUUAAAGGUGAAAAAAUUGGGGAAGAAAAAAAGUAAAUUUGACAAUAUCUUUGACUACUUCAACCCCCCAUUUCAUGCCAAAGAGACCAAUACCGUAAGUGUUUCAAUCCAGCUUCUUGAAAUCAUCUGCAAUCACUAA
Puccinia triticina is the source of this 300-nucleotide messenger RNA. RefSeq lists its product as uncharacterized. Lineage: Eukaryota; Fungi; Basidiomycota; Pucciniomycetes; Pucciniales; Pucciniaceae. The record is from RefSeq and is a predicted model, not a curated record. The coding region runs from base 1 to 300 and encodes 99 amino acids. The transcript is spliced from 2 exons.